Molecule: messenger RNA, 1677 nt
Organism: Habropoda laboriosa
Lineage: Eukaryota; Metazoa; Arthropoda; Insecta; Hymenoptera; Apidae
Exons: 7
Coding region: 18-1505 (495 amino acids)
Source: RefSeq, a predicted model, not a curated record
UUUCAUCAACAUACAGAAUGCAGUUAGUGCAUUUUUCUUGGGGUCUCAUUUGGUAUACUUUAUUGACUUGUCAAGUUAAUGCUUUUGAGUAUAAUAUUACAUUGUCUCACAAUGGUCCUGUAGUAUUAGGUGGAACUAUCUCAUUUAAAGCUGAUAUCUUUUACAAUGAUGAAAGACCAUCAGGAACAUUUAAAUAUAAGUGGAGUGACAAUGCGUUAAUUCCUCAUAUAUACGAGACAGACAGAACAUCAAAUACUACAACAUAUUGGAGUUUAAAUAUCCUACCUGAAAAUUAUACUGUUGGAAUAUAUGAAGUUGAAGUAAUUGUUAGUAAAUAUUAUUUAAUGUUAUGGUAUAGACUUACCAGUGUUCGUACUAAAUUUUAUGUCACUCAAUUUCUUAAUGGAGACAUUGAAAUUAAGCAAUCUAAUAAGACAUUAAUGGAUACAUAUGUCUCUUCAGCAUCUGAAGCAAAUGUGACUGUAAAUAUACGAGAAGGAGACAUAGAUUAUUUAAUGAAAGCCACAACAGUAUCAAUUUAUUGGUUUAUAGAUUGCAAAUAUUUUGGCCAAACAAAUGACUUAAAUUUUCUCUAUAAUUUUACAAAUUCUGAUACAUCACAUAUGCUAGAAGCUUUAGUAGUUGCAUCAUAUGAUUCACCAACAACAACCAUUUUGCCACCAACAGCUACUUCACCAGUCACAACAAUUGUAUCAAAUAUUACAGUAGAAGAAAUGGUAACUUCUAGCAUACCUAAUAACAGUAUAACUAUAAAGCCAACAUUAGCAUCCAUAACACCAAUACCUCUAGAUGAUGUACCAAACACUAGCAUCUCCAGUAUAAAUAUUUCUUUACCUUACAUUUGUUUCAACUCUUCAAUAAUUCCUCCAGAUCCUAAUAAAACAUAUGGAUAUUUCACAAAAAAAAUUGAUGUUCGUGCACCUAUAAUGAAUAUAACAGUAGAAGGUACAAAUUGGAUUCAACCAUGGGAUAUGUUGUCUCUCAAUGUAACAUGUAAAGGUUCAGGACCUUUCAAUAAGUGCCUUUAUUUCCAUAGAGGAAAAUAUAAUAUUACUGGAAAUGAAACAUGUGAUAGUGGAGAUCAUCUUUAUUCUUGUAAUUUUUCCAUCAUCCAUUACUUUUUGGAACCUAGUGUAUACACAAUAUUAAUUAUGUUGAAUAAUGAUGUCAGCAAACAAAUUUAUCCUUUGACAAUAAACAUUUAUAAAGUGACAACAAAACCACAAUUAUCAGUUAUUGUAGUACCUGUUUCUUGCUCACUUGCUGCAGUGGUACUAAUUAUUUUUGGCAUUGCAUAUUAUAUUCAAAGUAGAGCAAGAUUUACAGUGGAAGUCGCUGAUUUUGACUUUGGUCAAAAUAAUCCAGAAAUGGAGUAUAAAACAUUCACAGAACGGCUAAGAGAUUCAUUCAAUAAUACCCUAAGACCAGGAAACAAACGGAUAAGUGGUUACAAACCUAUUGGUAAUUCUCAAACUCUUCAGUGAUGUUUAAAGAGGAGAAGAAAAUUAGUAAAUUAUCAAUCAGUUUGAAGGCUGCAGAAAAUGAAAAAACUAAAAAGGAAUUAAAGAAAAUGAAUUCCAAGAAAGGUCACAGAAUUAUAUCUUACAGUAUUUUUAAGUACCAAAUAGCUUAAUUCGAAAAUGAUCAAUACUAUAC